Messenger RNA from Naegleria fowleri, 744 nucleotides. RefSeq lists its product as uncharacterized. The record is from RefSeq and is a predicted model, not a curated record. The transcript has a single exon. Gene Ontology annotation, molecular function: 2-oxoglutarate-dependent dioxygenase activity. NCBI's taxonomy places the organism in Eukaryota, Heterolobosea, Eutetramitea, Acrasida, Naegleriidae. The coding region runs from base 1 to 744 and encodes 247 amino acids.
AUGGAAUUUAAAGCAAAAUAUUUUGACAAGCAACUGCCUUGUAUCAUCAAGAAUGCCGCAACAGAAUGGACUGCCUAUAAAAAUUGGAGAAACAUUGACCAUCUGUUACAGAAAGCAGCGUAUCGGGUGGUUCCUGUUGAAGUUGGUGAAUUUUAUACCUCUGAAGAUUGGUCACAACGCUUAAUGCCAUUUCAUGAAUAUGUGAAAACCUAUGUCUUGCAGAUGGAUCAAGAAGAAUCCGCCAACACUGUCAACAAUAGAAAUAUUGGAUAUCUUGCACAACAUCCGCUCUUUGAACAAAUUAAUGUAUUGAGGAAAGAUAUUCAAGAACCCAUCUAUUGCAUGUUGGGUGAAAAUGGUGAAGUCACGUCAGUCAAUGCAUGGUUUGGCCCAUGCAACACAAUUUCACCGCUCCAUACAGAUCCCUAUGACAACAUACUGGUACAAGUAUGCGGUCACAAGUACGUUCGAAUUUAUCAUCCUGAUACAACUCCAAACCUUUACAAACGCAAAACUGGACUCCUGCAAUCGAAUACAAGCGAAAUUGAAAAUCUAUUCGUGUUGCGUGGGCAAGAGGAGGAAAGAAAGCGAUUGAUGGAAAUGUACCCAUUGUUGUCUGAGGCUGAAAAUCACUGUUGGGAAUGUAUAUUAAGUGAAGGUGACAUGCUAUUCAUACCUAAACUCUAUUGGCACUACAUUCAAUCGUUGUCCAUAAGUUUUUCAAUAAGUUACUGGUUUAUGUGA